CGGUCUGGCCCUGUUUACGGUAUAUCAAAAUGGCUUCCUCGGCUGUAGUGGCUACUCCCUCGGGCAAAGAUGCUGUAGCAGAGGGUUUGCUAGACGUUUUGAAACCAGCUAUUCAGCAGCUUGACCUGCAUGUACACUCAGUCAGAGAAAGCCAGGUAGAAUUGAGAGAGCAUAUAGAUAAUCUGGCCACAGAGUUAUGCCGGAUAAAUGAACAUCAGAAGGUGGCUCUGGACCUGGACCCUUAUGUAAAGAAGCUGCUGAAUGCAAGACGUAGAGUAGUGCUAGUGAACAAUAUACUGCAGAAUGCUCAGGAACGUCUGAGGCGACUCAACCACAAUGUUGCCAAGGAGACGGCCCGUAGGAAGACCAUGCUGGAGGCUUCGGGAGCGUUCCCCUCCCGCUCCCCCAGCAAACCCUGAGCCCCGCCUCCAGCUCUGCGGACUGUCCUGAUCACUACUGAACUAACACAAGGAGGACACGCUGUCCUUUGACAUUUAGUUAGCAGUCUGUCUAAUGAACUGCUCUGAUUUUGGCAUUAUAAAGAUCCUGUCUGCCAUCUGCUAAGCGUAAGACUGACAGACAACAGAAUCAGCUUUACAGUAUCAGCAGAUUGAUUCUACAGAUAAGGUAAAUGCUUAAACCCAUGUAAUGGGCAUGUAAAAAAUAAAAAUAAAAAAACUUUUAUCACACUCGGCAUGCAAGUUAAAUUCCAAAGCCAUAAUAACAUGCUUGAAUUGUUCUUAGAAUGUCUUCAUGCCAACUUUACGCUCUGGUUCUGGGAGACGGUGCUUCACAAACCUGACUAGCUUUCUAUGAAAUUCACUUUUUUUUUAUCUAACUACCUUAGUUGCAGUUUAGAAUGGGUUCAGGUAACUGUAACAAGCAGUGGUUUACAACACGCCUGAUAGAUGUCCCACCUUAUGUAUCACACUUAUGGAUGAAUUUAGAGAGCUUUAAGACCUUUAUGAUUGCACUAUGAGUAGGUAUGAUUGGGCAAUGGGUUUGUUGUCCUUUAAUCGCUGUGCUGUUACUGCUGUUAUUGUGAUAUGCCAUGUGUUCUGCAAUGUUUCCAUUGUUCACAUUCCACUUAAGAGUCAAUACAAGAAUGCAGUUACUUCACAAGUGAUGCAUGAUUACUAGAUGUAUUACCCUUCACAGCAAUCUGGUGACCCAAUGCAACAUUCAUGAUGAAUUUAGUCCCAUUUGUGAAGCAUUGAGAAACUACUUCCAAGCUAUUUUCCAAUCUAUAAACCUUGCUGCACUUAAUGUUAUUAAAUAAUAUUGUUCUGAAUAUUUCAA
Messenger RNA from Trematomus bernacchii (emerald rockcod), 1299 nucleotides. It is a transcript of the gene snapin, whose product is annotated as SNAP associated protein. Gene Ontology annotation, cellular component: BLOC-1 complex; synaptic vesicle; BORC complex. NCBI's taxonomy places the organism in Eukaryota, Metazoa, Chordata, Actinopteri, Perciformes, Nototheniidae. Gene Ontology annotation, biological process: synaptic vesicle exocytosis; regulation of synaptic vesicle exocytosis; intracellular protein transport. The transcript has 4 exons. Gene Ontology annotation, molecular function: SNARE binding. The record is from RefSeq and is a predicted model, not a curated record. The coding region runs from base 30 to 419 and encodes 129 amino acids.